Messenger RNA from Talaromyces stipitatus ATCC 10500, 747 nucleotides. RefSeq lists its product as uncharacterized. The coding region runs from base 1 to 747 and encodes 248 amino acids. Gene Ontology annotation, molecular function: protein dimerization activity; DNA binding. The transcript is spliced from 3 exons. The record is from RefSeq and is a predicted model, not a curated record. Lineage: Eukaryota; Fungi; Ascomycota; Eurotiomycetes; Eurotiales; Trichocomaceae.
AUGAUCUCUAAAGCUCUUCGACUUCGAAAAGAAGUUACUCAAUUUAUUCGUGAACAUCCAGACAUUCGAGAAAUACAAAUUCAGAAGGUCCUGAAGCCAUUCUGGGACCAUACCAACUCUGUCUCGAAACAUUGCCUAAGCAUCACUGAAAGCCUUCCAAUAUACUGGAGUCUUAAUGAUAUUCUUGACAAUAUCAAAAAUAACAAAGGCGACUUUCAAGAGAUUACUAAGGAGAUUCAAAAUGCUGUUGAAGGAGGAAUCCGGAAAAUGGAUAAAUUCACCAAGAAGAUGGAUUCCAAUAUUAUCUAUUACGUGGCUGCCAUUCUUAAUCCACAGGUUAAGACCUCCUUCAUCCAAGCUCAAAUAAGCAAGUCUGAUGCAGAUAUGAUUGUUUCUGAUAUACGUGAAUAUCUUAAGAAACAAUAUCCUGCAAGCCCUACCUCUUCCUCUAGCGCAGAGCGUCCACCAGAUUCAAGCCCUGAGAUGUGGUUUCAUAAUAUGAUAGAAGAUAGGGAUCCUAACUGGAUAUUGAAAUGGUGGAAAGCAAAUGCCUUUAACUACCCCCUAAUGUUAAAAGCUGUACAAGACUAUCUUCCUAUUCCAUCUGCUGAAGUAGGCGUUGAGAGAUUGUUUAGUAACGCACGAGAUGUUCUGGGUAUUCGGAGACACUGCUUAAAUUCUGAGAUGUUUAGAUGGCUGAUGUUCCUUAAGGGACAAUAUGGUAAAGAACGCCGGGACUCGGCAUAA